AUGGCUAUCCAUAAGGACAUAAGAACCCGUACGUUGCAGCUUGCAAUCCCAUUGGUACAAGGCUUGCAACGAAGAGUAACGAGCCUUGAACGAGCAGUGGCAGUGUUGAAAGCGGCUCCAAUGGGAAAAAUUCGUAUUGGAGUGGCAAAGCCGAUACCAAUUGAUCAGUGCCGUAGCUCUGCUCAUUCGCCCAUUUUCACACGUAGUGAACGCCUUCUUGCCCGAGGAAGUAGCCCACGCGGACGAAGGCGUCAAGUAAGGAAUUAA
This is a messenger RNA of Cooperia oncophora, 267 nucleotides long. The record is from the annotation of a GenBank genome assembly. Lineage: Eukaryota; Metazoa; Nematoda; Chromadorea; Rhabditida; Trichostrongylidae.